CUUUAUUUAAUAUCUUAAAUCUUUCAAAUCCAAAGUUUAAAUACCAAAUCUUGAAUUGUUCUCUUACUUCCAUAAAAAUCACAACAUAGGUUUUUUUACAUAUAUCCAAUUCAAGUUCAUUUAUAGUUCAUUAAACUCCUUACCAUAUGUUUUGUUUUAUAGCCUUCAAUGGAAAAUUCUUUAUUAACCCAAGUUGUUAAAUUUCACAGCCUCGUCCUUCAUUUAUAGCUACAGAUCUUGAACAUUUGAUAUGGGUUUUAUGAUUUACCAAAUGGGUUUUUGUAGGUUGUUGUUUUUCUUUAGUUUGAGCUUGUUUUGUGUGAGUUCACAGACUGAAGUAGGAAAUGGUGAAACUGUGGGAGGGAUUGUUUCAAUAGAUGUGCAGAGUGCCAUUGGGAGGACAGAUGCUGAUUUCAUAUGUGCCACUUUGGAUUGGUGGCCUCCUGAGAAGUGUGACUAUGGCACUUGUAGCUGGGAUCAUGCCUCUCUGCUUAAUCUGGAUCUUAAGAACAAUAUUUUCUUGAAUGCAGUUAAAGCCUUUUCACCAUUGAAGAUUAGAUUAGGCGGUACUUUGCAAGAUAAGCUAAUUUAUGAAACUGAAGACCAUCGGCAACCUUGCAUUCCAUUUGCAAGUAAUGCCUCUGAGAUGUUUGGUUUUAGUGAGGGGUGCCUUCCCUUGUCUAGAUGGGAUGCACUAAACACCUUCUUCGAGAAAUCAGGGGCUGUAAUAAUUUUUGGGCUGAAUGCUCUCACUGGAAGAUCUAUAAAGUCUGGUUCUGCUUUAGGACCUUGGAACUUCACAAAUGCUGAAUCUCUCAUCCGUUAUACUGUCAAAAAGAAUUACAGUAUCCGUGGUUGGGAGCUAGGUAAUGAAUUGAGUGGGAGUGGAGUUGGAGUAAGAAUUGCAGCAGACCGGUAUGCCUCUGACACGAUUGCUCUACAGAACAUUGUUCAGGAUAUCUAUAAGAGUGCCGAGAUUAAGCCACAAAUCAUAGCCCCAGGAGGAUUCUUUGAUGGUGUUUGGUUCAAAGAAUUCAUAGAUAAAACAACCAAAUCAUUGGAUGUUGUUACUCACCACAUAUAUAACCUUGGCCCAGGAGUUGAUGAGCACCUUAUUGACAAGAUUCUUGAUCCAUCCUAUCUUGACGGCGAGGCCAAUACUUUUAGCAAACUCCAAAGCACCAUCAAGAAUUCAUCAACUUCGGCUACUGCAUGGGUUGGUGAGGCAGGAGGGGCUUACAACAGCGGCCACAAUCUUGUCACCAAUGCAUUUGUUUUUAGUUUCUGGUAUCUGGAUCAGCUUGGAAUGUCAUCAGCUUAUGAUACAAAAACAUACUGUAGACAGUCAUUGAUUGGUGGAAACUAUGGUCUUCUCAAUACUACUACCUUUGUACCAAAUCCAGACUACUACAGUGCUCUUCUUUGGCACCGGUUAAUGGGAAGAAAUGUUUUGUCUACGAGCUUCUCUGGUACAAAGAAAAUACGCGCCUAUGCUCAUUGUGCAAAAGAAUCACAAGGAAUCACACUGUUGUUGAUCAACCUAGACAAUUCCACCACUGUUGAGGCCAAGAUAAGCUUUACUGGUACUUGGAAGUUGCGACACAAACACAGUAAACACAGGUCUCAUAGUCAUAGAAAAAAUGUUAUUCGGUUACCUCCUCGUGGUACUAAAAAAAGUGGAAUGGCCAGAGAAGAAUACCAUCUGACAGCAAAGGAUGGGAAUUUACACAGUCAAACCAUGUUGCUUAAUGGUAAUAUAUUAGCAGUAAAUUCAUCUGGGGACAUCCCUCCCUUGGAGCCUGUAAAUGUAAAUUCAUGGGAGCCUAUAACCGUGGCUCCUUUCUCUAUUGUGUUUGCUCACAUUCCAAGCGUUGUUCAUCCAGCUUGCAGGUAGGUGGGAACAGAUGGAACAAAAACUGGUUCCAUUUAAUUUCUCAUCAAAUAAGAAAUAGAAUGAAAUGCAAUUUUUUUCAUUCUUUCUCCUAUGGAGAAAUAGAGUGCGACUAUUUUUCUUUUUCUUUUUUCCCAUUAUUUGGUAGAAACCACAAAUUUUACAUACAUGUAUUUGUGUGUUUUUUGAAGACAA
Cornus florida is the source of this 2086-nucleotide messenger RNA. RefSeq names its product heparanase-like protein 3. Gene Ontology annotation, cellular component: membrane; plant-type cell wall. The record is from RefSeq and is a predicted model, not a curated record. The coding region runs from base 251 to 1894 and encodes 547 amino acids. Lineage: Eukaryota; Viridiplantae; Streptophyta; Magnoliopsida; Cornales; Cornaceae. Gene Ontology annotation, molecular function: beta-glucuronidase activity. The transcript has 9 exons.